This is a messenger RNA of Guillardia theta CCMP2712, 2028 nucleotides long. RefSeq lists its product as hypothetical. The transcript has 9 exons. NCBI's taxonomy places the organism in Eukaryota, Cryptophyceae, Pyrenomonadales, Geminigeraceae. Bases 1 to 2028 code for a protein of 675 amino acids. The record is from RefSeq and is a predicted model, not a curated record.
AUGUCUUCCAGGCGCGAUACUGCGCCAUCGGCUCAGGUGGAAGAAGAUGAAACCAAUCAAAAUGCUGCCACCGAGUCAAAGCCAAACAAUCCAUUCAAGAUGCCUUCUGACGAAGAGAUUUUCUCUCUGAGAGAUGAUGAGAGGGCGAGAAAAGAAGAGGAGAGGAAAAAAUUCCUCUCGCUUCCUGUUCACAUGAAGACGACAUGGAGUUCUCGGGCAAGCACAACCUCGAAGAACAUCCUCAAGGAUGAUGAUGAUGGUAAGGCAUCAGGGCUCGACAAGUCCGGGAAAAGAAGCGCCGGCAUGAAAACAACCGAUCAGAUAUUCCGGCAAGAGAGGAGAAGAGAGAAGGAGAACAUGACAGAUUUCAUCGAGAAGAAGCGGCAGAUGUUUCUCGUUCAGAUGUCCCUUGACACCAAGCGCGCGGAAAUCCGCAAGCUUGAAGAACAGGCGCAGCAGAGAGAAGAGGCCCUGCGAAAGAGCGAAGCAAUGCUGGAGGAGGAUGCAGCGAGGUUUGAAAGUUUUCUGAAGAAGAACGAUCAGAAUGCGGUUGAGGCAAUAAGGAAAGCAGAGCAGGAGACGAAAGCCAAGCAAGAUAAGGUGCAGGAGAUCAAGAAGCUCAACGCUCAGAUCGCGGCGGUCAAGAGUGAGAUGACCAAGUACGAGGAGUCGCUGGAGGAAUGUCAGGCGUACAAGAAGUUCCUUGACGACCUGACUCCUCACGAGUACAUCAAAGAUCAGCUCGAGCAGCAUGAGUUGGAGAAAGAUGAGAUGCGCCACAAGAGGAAAGCUGAGAGAAAGCAGGCGUUGCGAGCAGCAGAGGACAAGAAAGCAGAAGAAGACUUCACAGCAGAGAUGGAGGCCCUCAAGAGCGUGAAGGGGAAGCGACCAGACCCAAAGGAGUGGAAGGAGCAGAAGGCGACGGAAAGAAAGUUGGAGGAUGCGCAAGAUGAGACGUGGGACCCUGACGAGGGGAAGGCGUGGGAAGUUCCGAUGUACUUCACGAGGCCGCAGCAGCUUCUCGACAUCUUCGCGGCGCUGGAGGAGCGAAACUUGUUCCUCAUCCAGAACUCGCAGGAGACGGAGGAGCAGCUGGAGGAGCUGAAGCAAAGACUGGAGAGCACGAAAGCCAAGAUGAACGAGGAGACCGAACAACUCAACUCUCAGAUCAGCACCCUCAAGGUCUCAUCCCCCUCUUUCUCACUCUCAUCCCCCUCUUUCUCACUCUGUCGUAAGGGCGCCAUCUCUGCCGAAGAAAUCAAGGCCUCGGCCUUGCGAGAGAGAGCGAAUCCGCUCAAGGUGAGCAAGAGGAGGACGAGAACGUGGAAGAUCAGCAGCAGCAGCACAGCCGCAGCACAGCAGCAAGAGAUGCUGGCAAACAUCGAGGCGCGACUUGAGGAGCACCUCUCAGCCAUCGAGCGGAUGCCCCAGGAGGAGGUGGAGAAGGCAGAGAAGGAACGAGAGAAGGAGCGACGAGCUCGCGUGCGAACUGAGAAGAUGGCGGCGCAGAAGAAGCAGCAGGAGGAUCGUAUCAACAAGUCGAUUGAGCGAUCGAAAGCUCCCGUGCAGAAGAAGACAGGCAAACCUGUGAUGUUCCGGUACCCUGCCCUCUUCUUGUUUCUUUUUCUCCCUCCUCUCGUCUCAUUGUGCCAUAGCGCACCUCCGCCAGUAACGAGGAAGCGAGAGAAAGACAUCAAGGAGGAGCGCAACUCAGAUGAGGAGGUCAGUCCUUCUCUACUCCACUCGCUUCCUCUCAACCACCUGCUCCCAUUUUCUUCCUCUGCCUCUUCCUCUUCCUCUGCCUCUUCCUCUGCCUCUUCCUCUGCCUCUGCCUCUUCCUCUUCCUCUGCAUCUUCCUCUUCCUCUUCCUCUGCCUCUUCCUCUUCCUCUGCCUCUUCCUCUGCCUCUGCCUCUGCCUCUGCCUCUUCCUCUUCCUCUUCCUCUGCCUCUUCCUCUUCCUCUACUUCUCAGGUCCGCUUCUUUUCUCAUUCGAGUCUGCAGGAUCUCAAGGAGUUUCUUACCGAGUGA